Molecule: messenger RNA, 964 nt
Organism: Asparagus officinalis (garden asparagus)
Lineage: Eukaryota; Viridiplantae; Streptophyta; Magnoliopsida; Asparagales; Asparagaceae
Product: probable fructokinase-6, chloroplastic
Exons: 6
Coding region: 42-818 (258 amino acids)
Biological process (GO): fructose metabolic process
Cellular component (GO): cytosol
Molecular function (GO): fructokinase activity
Source: RefSeq, a predicted model, not a curated record
CGGCCUUUAUUGGGAAGGUUGGUGAAGAUGAGUUUGGAUACAUGUUGGCUGAUAUACUGAAGGAAAAUAAUGUGAAUAACCAAGGAAUACGUUUUGAUCCUGGUGCUAGAACAGCUUUGGCUUUUGUCACGUUGAAAAGUGACGGUGAGCGUGAAUUCAUGUUUUAUCGUAAUCCCAGUGCUGAUAUGUUGCUUCAAGAAGAAGAGCUUGACCUUGAUAUCAUAAAGAAGGCAAAAAUCUUUCACUAUGGAUCUAUAAGUCUUAUCACAGAACCAUGUAAAUCAGCACAUAUUGCAGCAGCUAAAGCUGCUAGGGAUGCUGGAGCUCUCCUAUCUUAUGAUCCGAAUCUUCGACUUCCACUAUGGCCAUCUGCUGAGAGUGCUAGAGAAGGAAUCUUAAGCAUAUGGGAUUUCGCUGAUAUAAUCAAGAUAAGUGAAGAAGAAAUCACCUUUUUAACUAAAGGUGAAGAUCCGUAUGAUGACAAUGUAGUCCGUAAACUUUUCCACCCAAACCUGAAAUUGCUCCUUGUCACUGAGGGCCCAGAUGGCUGCAGAUAUUAUUCUAAGGAAUUCCAUGGGAGGGUAAGUGGUGUAAAGGUGGAUCAAGUAGACACAACUGGUGCUGGUGAUGCUUUUGUUGCCGGAAUAUUAUCUCAGUUAGCUGCUGAUAUUUCCUUGCUUCAGGAUGAAGGUCGACUUAGAGAUGCUCUCAAGUUUGCAAAUGCAUGUGGAGCAUUGACAGUAAUGGGGAGAGGAGCUAUCCCAGCUUUGCCAACUAGACAAGCCGUGCUCGAUGCUUUGGUUAAUAUAGUUGUUUAGAUGAGCUGAUGUUGCAUUCUAUUAUUUUUCUUUGAGAUUUCUGCACGAUUGAACUGUUGCAAGUAAUGUCUUGUUUUUUGUUUCUCGAUGAAAGAUAAAAUUAUGUAUUAAGGACCGUAAAAUUAUUGACACUGCUAGAGAUCCCA